AUAAUUUGAAUACCCUUUCGGUGUUUGAGGUUAUGGCCUCAGAUCUUUUCAAUUCGUCAUCACAAUUCACAUUCUAAAAACCAUUAUUUUUAGAUAUUGAAAUCGACUUAUCGCGCAUUCAUUGAGUGAUCUAAACACACUAAUUGAUUGUUCGAGUAAAAAUGGGCUUCUUCAGUUUCAUAUCGAGAUUUCGGCGCAAGAAAACGACAAGGGAAAUAUUAGAGAAACUCGAAACGAAAAUACGCAGUAUAGAAGAAGACGGUGUAUCCAAAGAGGAGUCGCAACGCCGCCUCAAUAGCUACGUUAAUGCCUACUCUGUGGGACUGUACGUGUUGUUCCUGGUGCUGUAUUACUAUGUCUACUUAGGCAGAGGGCAGCACUGGGUUCAUUCUUUGAUGUACGCGUCGCCAUUCGUCGUCUUCCCUAUAGUUGCAAUAUUCCUUCGUUCGUCCAUAUCGUGGUAUUACAAGAGAUCUCUUGAGAAGAACAGAAUGACGCUGAGCAAGAUGAGAGAGGAGAAGAAGAAGAUACUGGAAGAAGUUAUGAACACGGAAACAUAUAAGGUAGCGAAAGAACUUCUAGAUAAAUACGGGACGCCAGACGAGCAGUCAAAAGCCCUGAGGCCAUUCGUGCCGAGCGCCAAUGUACCCGGUAAAACUCCUAGCUCGCCAAUCCAAGCAACGCCGGGCCAGCUGAGACAGCGACAGUUGGCAGCCCUCCACACCUCAACGCCGAUCAGCAACAGUAUGAAUGUCGUGGCUUUGAACACGCCAGGGUAUAAAGGACCAAGGCUUAGGUCAGAUCAGCUCCCGCGGCCGCUUCUGGACAAGAACCGGUCAGCGCUGGAUAAAGUGGUCGACUACCUGCUGAAGGAUGGACCUAACCACCGCAUGGCCCUCAUAUGCUCUGAUUGUAGCUCGCAUAACGGUAUGGCAAUGGUCGAGGAAUUCGACUAUGUGUCAUACAUCUGCGCUUACUGCGGCAAACUCAAUCCGGCGAGGAAACAGCGACCCGCCGCCCCUUUGUUGACACCCGCGAGGGCUCUGCCUGCCCCGCAGCGACUGUCGAUGGCUGGCGAUGACUCCUCUGUGGCCAGCUCGGCAAGUGAAAGCGAAGACGAGAAGAAAACUGAUACAAUUAAUCCUGGAGGUUCAGAAGGCGAAUAUGAACGCCCUCCGUCCAGCGGAGAAGACGAACAGUCGCCCAAACCCGAACAGGAUAAAAAAGAAGACUGAACGACGCGACCUAAAGCGACAUGAGGCAUCUCGAAUUUCGAAAAUAGAACACCUGCCAUUGAGGCGAAACAAAUGAUUUGAAUUGGCCAGCAUUGAAUUUUGAAAAGAGAACCCGUCUUUUGGCGAUGAAGACAUUGGCCACAGUCUAAUUUGGAACGAUCGCCUUUUCGCGAAAUUGUAAUUCGAUUUGAGGCUCGAAUUCUAUUUUGAAUGUAGAACACUAUUUGGGUAAUGUUUACCGAAAUGGUGAUCUUGUAAAAAAAAGGAAAAAACUAGGUACAGGUAUAAAUAUUAAAAAGAAAUUAUCGAUUUUGUUAUUAAAAGCUUAAAUUAUUCUUAAUUAUUAAAAUGUAAUUAAUCAUCAUCCUGAUGAAUAUUUUUACAUGGAUUGAUAAUUUUAUUAAUUAUUUUUUUCUAUCAGUUGGUCCUUCGCUAGGGAAGAUUUCAAUAUAGCUGACUCACACUAUUUUCGUUCGGUCAAUGUCGCUGACAAUAAAGGUAUUACAUUUGGACACACAAUAAAAUACCGUGCCUUGCUAUAUCAUACAAUCGCGUUAAAUAAUCUAGUGUAACUUAGGAUCGGGUUUUGCCUAUAGUUUCGUCGCUUUGUCUUUUAAGACAUUUCUAAACGUCAAAAAUGUCUAUAAGUCAUAGUUAUAAUUCCUUUGUGUUUUUAUUAUGUUAAAAAAGUAUUUUUAUUGAUAAAGCAUCGAUACUAUUAAAGUCAUAUUACCCCCAUCCCUAAACUAACAUUAGCUCUAAUUUGAGCAUUUUAUUUAUUUAUGCUAAGUUUAUGGAUCUUAAUAGGUUUAAUAUUAAUUUCUUCGGCUGGUACUUAAAUUUCAUUUAAUUAGACGAAUGGUAUGAUUUUGUAUCUAUAUGCAUCAAUGCCAAUACGAAUGAUUUCGUAGUCAGUUGGCGGCCAUCUUUUUGACAAAUGGGGAUAACACAAAAUCAUACAAUUUCCUUUCGUAAGUUCCUUAUUUAAAAAAUUAACAACUUGAUAAAGCAGCGCGAAAUCGUAUAUAGGGUGAUUCAUUUAAACAGUAUCAAAACUUUCUUACCUGCCAAUUACAAAUUGUAAAACUAAAUGUUCCAAAGAAACCCAAAUCGAAGUAUAAAUUAGUUUUGCCGUCUCAUAAUUUGUAAGCGAUUUUAGUUAAUCGCACUAUACUAUAUGAAAAUUCUAAAUUAUAUGUUUUAUAUCAGAUUAAUGUUUGUCCUGAAAAAUUCCAAAUUUCAAUUUUUAGAUAUUGUUUAAAAAUUCAUCCUUUAUAGCAUUUAUAGAAAAUGUUUAUACUCAAUGCUUUUUCUAGUCAAAUGUCUGCUCCCUUUAUUCACGAACGUUGACAACGCAUACGUCUUACCUCUCUUUUUGUCUUUGAGGUUAACCGCAGUGUAAGAAAAAGAGGUAAGAUUAUACAUGUCUUAUCAACGUAAGUGAAUCGACCUGACCCGUAGAAUGGCACGCACGAAGCCGUUUUCAUCCCGCGAAUAACUAUCGCUGUCUCGUUUCACGUUAUUAAAAAAAGCGAAACAGCGGUAGUUUUUCGUGCGAUAAUACCAGCGUCGCGCGUAUCAUACUGCGAUUGGCCUUCAAUUAUCACCUUUAUGUGUAAGUUAGUAAGAACCAUGACUAAACUGACUAGAAGCCAUACUCCUUAUAAGUAUCUAUGAAAUUCAGAAAGGAGAAUAAAAAGCUUUGAAAGUUUUCAUUUACAUUUAUAAAAAAAAGUCAUCAAAGGUGAUCCUUUUAUCAUGAAAUUAUUAUUUAGGAGAUUGGCUUCUAGUACCUAUUUUUCAUUUUCGUGGUAAAAACUAUAUUAGAUAUUCCUUGGUAUGAAUUAUUAUCGGGUUUGAUUAAAAUACGGUUUGAUGUAGUGAAAUGGUUUACCCGAACAUAUUGAAAUGUGCGAACGCAUGCCUUUAAUGGUUGUGAAUUCUACAGGCAUUAUUGAAUAAAUUUGCUUUAGAAUCACGUAGGUAUCAAGCGCGAAUUUGGAUGUAUGUGAAUUAAAUUAAAAGUAAAAAAAUAAGGAACAAAAAAAAAGAAAGUGGUACGUGUGAUUUGGAACAUUAAGAGAUAAAAGCGUUAAAACUAUACUUGUCUCUUUUACCCAUGCAUUAUCUAUCUUAACUCUUGCGGGUUUGCCACGAUCGCAGGCAAUGCAUAUAUUUCGGUCUUUUUCUAACCUCGGAGUUAGAAAGAGAGAAGCUAAAACAUAAGCCUGUUUUGUGAAUAAACCCCCAGAGCUGUGUUAGACUCAUCUUUAACAUGGUCAAGGAGGUCAGACCGAAGUCCCUCGUCGUAUUACCCUGACCUUCUAUUACAACAGCCAAGAGAAUCCUUCUAAAAACACUUAUGUAGCCAUUUAUGACUUAUCCCCGUGGAAAUACAAUCGACCUGAAAACGUUAAUAAUAA
Messenger RNA from Amyelois transitella, 3658 nucleotides. It is a transcript of the gene Lnpk, whose product is annotated as endoplasmic reticulum junction formation protein lunapark-B. The coding region runs from base 162 to 1235 and encodes 357 amino acids. Gene Ontology annotation, cellular component: endoplasmic reticulum tubular network. The transcript is spliced from 9 exons. Gene Ontology annotation, biological process: endoplasmic reticulum tubular network organization. The record is from RefSeq and is a predicted model, not a curated record. Lineage: Eukaryota; Metazoa; Arthropoda; Insecta; Lepidoptera; Pyralidae.